AUGUCGUCCGCCCUGCGUCGUAGCUACAACGAAAACAGGAAUGAAGAUGUGCUCACCCCCUUUUCCCUGGCCCUCACCUGCAGCAUCAAGGCGAAAGGGGCCGAGCCGUAUCUGGCCAGCGAGAGCCCCAAGCUCAUCUCGCGCAAGUCGGCCAUCAGCACAACCACCAAGUGGGUCAAUGAAAUGGGCGGCGAGCCCGCCCGCAAGUGA
Acanthamoeba castellanii str. Neff is the source of this 210-nucleotide messenger RNA. RefSeq lists its product as uncharacterized. The record is from RefSeq and is a predicted model, not a curated record. Lineage: Eukaryota; Discosea; Longamoebia; Acanthamoebidae. The transcript has 2 exons. Bases 1 to 210 code for a protein of 69 amino acids.